AUGGCCAACCCACGCCAGCGCUCAAAGGCAAAGUCUCACAGGAGCACCAAGCCCUCCCUCAACCAGAAGCGCCGCAUGCACCAGAAGCUGCGCAAGGCGCCGCCCCUCAAGGGCCCCGAGGCGCUCCAGGAGGCUUGGGACAAGAAGAAGACUGUGUUCCAGAACUACGCCGCCCUCGGCCUCCUCCCCUCGAUCCCAGUGGACAAGGGCGCGCGCAACCAGCGCGUCAAGCUGCCGCUCGCCCCGCCAACCGACGACGACGGCGACGCAGACAUGGCCGAGGCCGCGCCGGCACCCAGCGGGUCGUUUGGCCGCAUUAUCCGCGACGCGGACGGCAACAUUGUCGACAUUGUGCUCGAUGACGAGGAGGAGGUUGUGGAGGUUGAGGAGCCCAAAGCGGAGGGCAGUGGCAGCGCCAAGCCAUUAAAUGUCGAGACGGCGCCGCUCGCGCCUGUCGUGGCGAAGACGGAGGUCGUGAGGAAGCUGGAAAGCCUCGCCGCCUCGGCCGCGCCCGUCAUCCGCCACACGUCCACCGCCGAGCGCAUGUGGCUCGUCUCGUCGGUCCAGAAGCACGGCGACGACUACGAGGCCAUGGCCAAGGACCGCAAGCUCAACGUGUGGCAGAAGACGCCGGGCGAGCUCAAGCGCAUGGUGCGCAAGGCUGGCGGUGUGCAGAAGCUCUUGGCGUAG
This is a messenger RNA of Vanrija pseudolonga, 690 nucleotides long. It is a transcript of the gene NOP16, whose product is annotated as Nucleolar protein 16. The record is from RefSeq and is a predicted model, not a curated record. Gene Ontology annotation, biological process: ribosomal large subunit biogenesis. NCBI's taxonomy places the organism in Eukaryota, Fungi, Basidiomycota, Tremellomycetes, Trichosporonales, Trichosporonaceae. Gene Ontology annotation, cellular component: nucleolus. The coding region runs from base 1 to 690 and encodes 229 amino acids. The transcript has 3 exons.